AACCACUAGCUUCUCCCCAUCAUAUCUCAUUCAUACAUCUUAACUAGUUUAGUACCUCUUCCUACACAACCAUUCAUGGCUUCAAAAACUUGCUUCUUCUUAUGUCUACUCAUUUUCGUGUCACUGGGCUACCACACAUGCCUUGCAGCCCGCCACUUGUUGGACACUCCGGUGCCGGCUGCUCCACCGCCAGUGCCAACUAUUCCGACCCUACCGAAACCCACAUUACCAACAUUGCCUCCAAUGCCUGCAGUGCCAACUCUACCUAAGCCAACAUUACCACCAUUGCCUAGUGCCCAAUUGCCACCAUUGCCCGUUGUGCCAACACUCCCAAAGGUAACAUUGCCACCAUUGCCAUCUCUGCCUGUCACACCGAGUUUGCCGAAGCCUACAUUGCCGCCGCUGCCAACCAUGCCCACCAUCCCCUCCAUUCCAACAUUCCCAACCAUUCCCUCCAUUCCAACCAUCCCUUCAAUCCCAACUAUCCCUAAAAUACCUUUCUUCUCACCACCCCCUUCAAACUAGCCCAUGAUAGUUAUGUGGAGUAUGGCCCAGUUAUUGAUAUUAUGUGGAGUAUGGCCCAGUCAUUGAUAUGCUUAGUUUAUUACUUUGGGUGUGAUAGUAGGACAUCACCAGCAUCAUUUUAAUGAAGUCCUUGCAUGUGAGGAGUGAGGAGUACACUCUCUUGUGAAGACUAUUUUUAUGGGAGAUUUGUAGGUCUGGGGAUUGUAUACUUUGUGCCUUUCUUUUGUCACUUUCAGUUGUAUUGCAUUCUUAUUUUAUCUUUAUGAGAUUUGGUUUUCAAUGUUAAAGUAUUCGUGUUUACAUUUAUUAGUCA
This is a messenger RNA of Magnolia sinica, 838 nucleotides long. RefSeq names its product protein PELPK1-like. Lineage: Eukaryota; Viridiplantae; Streptophyta; Magnoliopsida; Magnoliales; Magnoliaceae. The transcript is spliced from 2 exons. Bases 76 to 525 code for a protein of 149 amino acids. The record is from RefSeq and is a predicted model, not a curated record.